Dermacentor silvarum is the source of this 809-nucleotide messenger RNA. RefSeq names its product T-complex protein 1 subunit beta-like. Gene Ontology annotation, molecular function: ATP binding; ATP hydrolysis activity; ATP-dependent protein folding chaperone. Gene Ontology annotation, biological process: protein folding. The record is from RefSeq and is a predicted model, not a curated record. NCBI's taxonomy places the organism in Eukaryota, Metazoa, Arthropoda, Arachnida, Ixodida, Ixodidae. The transcript has 6 exons. Bases 135 to 809 code for a protein of 224 amino acids. Gene Ontology annotation, cellular component: chaperonin-containing T-complex.
UUAAUUUUAAAGAAUAUUUUGCUACAUUAAAGUGCGAGAAUCAGGCUACGGUCUUUGGCAAGUGAGCGUGCGCUUUGUGGUGUAUCCCUCGUUAACUUUUCAACGUGUGCUGUUACCCUAAUCGCCGGCUAACCAUGUCACAGAUGGGCAGUUUGAAUGCCGUACGGAUCCUCAAAGGCGAGGCCGAAGAGGAAAAGGCGGAGACGGCACGGCUGUCCUCAUUUGUGGGCGCGAUCGCGAUCGGCGACCUGAUGAAGAGCACGCUGGGACCCAAGGGCAUGGACAAGAUCCUGAUGUGCCAGGGGCGCCAAGAUAAGGUCGAGGUGACCAACGACGGGGCCACCAUCCUCAAGGCAGUUGGCGUUGACAACCCUGCUGCCAAGAUCCUCGUCGACAUCUCGAAGGUGCAAGAUGACGAGGUGGGCGACGGGACGACCUCCGUGACAGUGCUGGCGGCCGAGCUGCUCAAGGAAGCCGAACAUCUGGUCAGCAUGAAGAUCCACCCGCAGACCAUCAUCGGAGGGUGGCGCCAGGCCACAGCGGUUGCCCGACAGGCCCUGGAAUCUUUUGCAGAGGACCACAGUGCCGACGAGGCUCGUUUCCGGGAGGACAUACUGAACAUAGCGCGCACCACACUGGGCUCCAAGAUCCUGGCGCAGCACAAGGAGUUCUUCGCCCAGCUGGCCUUCGAUGCCGUCAUGCGACUGAAGGGCUCGGGCAACCUGGACGCCAUCCAGAUCCUCAAAAGGCUGGGCAGCAACCUCACCGACUCCUUCCUGGCCGAGGGUGCUGGUGCCCGCGUUGCCUAG